This is a messenger RNA of Rubroshorea leprosula, 2557 nucleotides long. The record is from the annotation of a GenBank genome assembly. NCBI's taxonomy places the organism in Eukaryota, Viridiplantae, Streptophyta, Magnoliopsida, Malvales, Dipterocarpaceae.
ACCCCAAGUUGCUCCUCAGGAGGGAGGGAUGAGUAACCCUCAAGUGGCCACUUUUGUUUAGGAAUUUAUGGCGAAGAUGAGACGCCAAGCAUCUUCUACUGCUAGUGUGCCACCUCCACCCUUAGUGGUUUCCACUACUACGACCCCUACUACUAUUUCUCCUGCUUUUAUAUCUUCAGCUUUUGCUGUGCCUAGUUGGAAGGUCUAUAUAGAAUUCCAGAAGGUGGUGACCAAGAAAUUUGAUGGUACCGUGGGUUUUGAGCAAGUGGGGUCAUGGAUUACUGAGGUGGAGAAGGGAUUCCGCCUACUGAAAAUUUCUGAUAACCUUAAGGUCGAUGUAGGCAGUUAUAUGCUUACGGGUGAAGCAUUGACUUGGUGGGAGAGUUACUUGAAGCUACACCAAGAAGAGCCUGAAUUGAGCACUUGGGAUGGUUUUAAAAAGGUGUUCAUGCGAGAACCUGAUAGUGAAAGGCGUGAACUGCAAAGGGAAUUUGCAGAUCUUAAACAAGGUUUACGUACUGUUGAACAAUACAAGGAGUUUGACCGCUAUCUACCCUCUGUGGGGGGCACAAAAACAGAAUACCGGGUUUCGGACAAGAGCCCAACAGGUGAGAGUACACGCGAUGAUUCACAAGGAAGCCGUGGCUACCGACCUCAAUCUUAUGCUUUGAAACGAGCCUUACCUAUUGAUACCUCCGAUUUUGAACUACAUGUGAACACCCCUUUAGGAAGGGUGAUGACUACUGGAGAUGUGUGUAGGACUGUAGAUAUUUAUAUUGAUGGUUCCUUAGUUUUUGUCACUGAUGCUAGUAGUGUGAUGUUGAGACUAGAAGACAUCCUUGUGGCGUGUGAGUUGCCGGAUGUAUUUCCAGAGGGUGCCCAAGUGUUUUCUAAGAUUGAUCUCCGAUCUGACUACCAUCAGUUGAAGAUUAAACCUGAUGAUGUGCCAAAAACUGCCUUCUGUACCCGUUAUGAUCACAAUGAAUUCCUGGUUAUGCCUUUUGGCUUAACAAAUGCCCCUACAAGAUUUAUGGAUUUGAUGAAUCGAGUAUUUAGCAAGUACCUAGAUAAGUGUGAAUUUUGGCUAGAUAAUGUUGCAUUCUUAGGUCACGUUAUGACUAAGGAUGGAAUCUCCGUUGACCCACAAAAGAUUAAGGCCGUGGUGGAUUGGAAAAGGCCGAAUAGUGUUGUGAAAAUCCGUAGUUUUCUGGGAUUGGUUGGUUAUUACCGCCGAUUUGUGAAGGAUUUCUUUAGAAUUGCUCUGCCAAUGACCCGUCUGAUCAGGAAGGACACCAAAUUUGAGUGGACUCUAGAGUGUGAGAAGAGCUUUUUGACCCUUAAAGAGAAACUGGUCACUGCUCCUAAAGAUAAGGUUAUUGCAUAUGCUUCACGGCAGUUGAAGCCUUAUAAAGAAAAUUACCCUACCCAUGAUCUGGAGUUGGCAGUUGUGAUAUUUGCACUCAAGAUCUGGAGGCAUUAUCUAUACGGCGAGACUUGUGAAAUUUUCACCAAUCACAAGAGUCUCAAGUAUAUUUUCACUCAAAAGGAGCUUAACAUGAGGCAAAGGCGAUGGCUUGAACUUUUGAAAGAUUAUGACUUGACCAUUAGCUACCAUCCAGGCAAAGCCAACAAAGUAGCAGAUGCAUUGAGUAGCAAGUCCUCUAGCACUGCCUUUAGCAUCCUUGCCACCCAAAAGGAGUUACUUAAGGAUCUUGUGAAACUGGAUGUGGAGUUAAGAGUGGACAAUACUAUAGCUUAUCUAGCUACUCUUAGUGCACAACCGGCAUUAAUUGAUAGAAUUAAGGAUGCCCAACAAAAAGAUCCUUUCUUGCAAAGGCUGUGUGUACCAAGAGAUCAUGCUUUAAGGUGUGAGAUUAUAGGAAAUACCCAUAAUACUAGUUACACAGUUCACCCAGUCAAGGCUGAACACCAAAGACUUCUUGGGAAACCGCAGCCGUUACCUAUUCCCCAAUGGAAGUGGGAGAAUAUCACCAUGGACUUUGUGAUGGGUUUACUACAAACCUUAAAGGGAAAUGAUUCCAUAUGGGUUAUCGUUGAUCGAUUGACCAAGUCAGCACAUUUCUUACCUUACCGAACUGGUGCAUUUAUUGAAAAGCUUGCUAAUAUGUACAUGAAUGAGAUAGUCAGGUUUGGCAUCCGAGGAAAAUUGAGUCUGAGGUAUAUUGGACCAUAUCCUAUCCUAGAAAGGGUUAGCGAAGUAGCUUACCGAUUGGAGUUGCCUAGAAAUUUAGCGGGUGUUCAUGAUGUGUUCCAUGUGUCUUUACUUCGAAAGUAUAUUCCCGACCCGAGCCACAUCAUUGAUCUCGAACCCAUUCAGCUUCAAGAAGAUUUCACUUAUGAUGAUUACUCGAUUUGUAUUUUAAAUUUCAAAGGGAGGGUAAUGCGGAGAAGGACCAUUCGUUUUGUUAAGGUCCUCUGAGAUAACCAUUCGGUUGAAGAAGCUACUUGGGAGCUGGAAUCCAAGAUGAGGCAGGAACAUCCACACCUCUUCCAAGAUUGAGGUACGAGUUUUGAGGACUAAACUCCUUUUUAGGAG